This is a messenger RNA of Saitoella complicata NRRL Y-17804, 1204 nucleotides long. Its product is annotated as homoserine kinase. The record is from RefSeq and is a predicted model, not a curated record. Lineage: Eukaryota; Fungi; Ascomycota; Saitoellomycetes; Saitoellales; Saitoellaceae. Bases 55 to 1125 code for a protein of 356 amino acids. The transcript is spliced from 2 exons. Gene Ontology annotation, molecular function: homoserine kinase activity; ATP binding. Gene Ontology annotation, biological process: L-threonine metabolic process.
GAAGCCGUCAACUUGCCGAAUCACAGUCCUGAUCCUUUUUCUCGAUAGAGCCAGAUGCCCGUCGUUUCGUACAAAAUCUCAGUACCGUGCUCGUCGGCCAACAUCGGUCCCGGCUUUGAUGUCGUCGGUCUCGCCCUCUCGAUCUUCCUCGAACUCGAUGUCGUCGUUGAUCCGUCCUAUGUUGGUCCGGAAGAAUCCACCGCCCUCAAUUGUACUCUCUCGUACGAAGGAGAGGGCGCUUCUGAGGUCCCGCUAAAGGCCGACUACAACUUGAUUACUCGCACAGCUCUCUACGUGCUCCGAAGUAACGGUCAGCGCGCUUUCCCCCAGGGAACACAUGUUCAUGUCAAGAACCCCAUCCCGCUCGGACGCGGCCUUGGGUCGUCUGGUGCUGCGGUGGUUGCUGGUGUGAUGCUUGGUAACGCGGUGGGACGUUUAGGAAUGAGCAAGGACAGGAUGAUGGACUACACUCUCAUGAUCGAGAGACAUCCAGACAACGUGACGGCAGCAAUGAUGGGUGGAUUUGUCGGCUCGUAUCUCAACGAGCUUGAAGCCAAGGAUGCUGAGAGGAAGGAGAUCCCAUUGAGCGAGGUGCUCCCAGAACCUGCAGGCGGUGUCGACACCGGUUUGACUCCUCCGGAACCGCCGCACAACAUUGGCCACUACAUCAAGUACGGCUGGGCCAAAGAGAUCAAGGCUAUUGCUAUUAUCCCUCAAUUUGAAGUUUCCACUGCAAAGGCGCGUGGUGUAUUGCCAAAAGAGUACUCCGCCAAGGACCUCAUCUUCAACCUUCAGAGACUCGCCGUCCUCACGACCGCUUUGACCCGGUCCCCGCCUGACCCGGAGCUCAUCUACCAGGCGAUGCAAGACAAGGUUCACCAGCCUUACAGAAGUGGAUUGAUCCCUGGGUUGCCAAACAUCCUUGCCUCUGUCACCCCUCGCUCACAUCCAGGUCUCUUGGGUAUCUGCUUAUCCGGAGCCGGUCCCACGAUCCUCGCCUUGGCGACUCACAACUUUGACGGCAUUGCAGAGGAGAUCUUGAACAAGUUCAAGGACGAGGGAGUUACGUGUGUGUACAAGGUGUUGGAGCCUGCUUACGAGGGAGCACAGUGCGUCGAAGUCUAGGUUUAUGCAGACGCGGUAUCAUAGAUUGAUUGACGAACAAAACGUAUGAAUAUUACCUACCCAUCUACUUCUUUCGGCC